AUGGCAUCAAUAUCAAUUCAGUUUCAAUUGGAUGAUGAGCAACCCAUAGAAAAGAACUUAUCGAAUCAAUUUACUCUAGACGAAUUUAAGGAAAAGGUUGCCAGUAUUUAUGAAGAUUAUACACCGUAUCGAUAUUCUUUUAUAUGCUGUGGAAAAGAACUUGAUUUGACUAAUGAAGAUGAAUUCAAUAAGUACAAAACAUUGAUUAUUAAUGGGAUAACAAUUUUUACGAUUAAGCAUUCGAGAGCAUGUUUUUUGCCAGAUACACACAUUCAACGUGCUGAUCAAAGUGAAAUAUCCAUUAAGGAUGUUCAAUUAGGUGAUACUUUAUUAGCAUUUACUUCUUUUGGUGAGAUCGUCACUACAGUUGUUGAAGAUAUAUUUAAACAUAAAGUCGAUGAAUAUUUGGAAGUACAAUUAGGACAAAAUCAAGUACAUGUAACACGUGAACAUCCAUUUUUUAUUGGAAAUGGCAAGUUUUGUUCAGUUGACAAACUACGUAUUUCUGACUGUGGUUAUAGUUUGAUUAAUGGUAAUCUUCAAUCAAUAUCAAUUACAAAUAUUAAGACUAUCACUGCACCAGACACAUACGUCUAUAAUUUACGUACUGCACAGCCAAAUACCUACUUUGCUAAUAAAGUUGCUGUUCACAAUAAACUUGGCAAAUUAUUUAUAGACCUCUGCAAUAGCAUCGGCCUUAAGCGAAUCGAAUGGAGUAAAACUGGACCUACUUGGCGUAUUGCACGACCUGGCAUUUGUAUUGAAGGAAUAUGUUCUAACGUAUCUUGCAAAGCGAAAAAUCAACUAGUGGUUAUGAAUAUUGGACUUCGAAAAUUUGAUUUUCUCGGAGAAUUUUCUAGAAUGUCGAGAUGUCCGGAAUGUACUCAGUUCGUUAACCCCGUAACAUGUGCUUUUAACAACUGUGAAUGGCGAUGGGAAGGUAAUAUGCAGAAAUCAGAUGAUACAGAACCCGAGGAUGUUUCAGGAGAUUGGCAACUUGCUGAUAAUGCUUACCAUCGUUUUGAUGAAAAUGUUAGUGGAACAGUAGGGUGGCUAGUAUUGAUCAUUGAAGCAAAAGCAACGGGAAGAUAA
Messenger RNA from Adineta steineri, 1092 nucleotides. The record is from the annotation of a GenBank genome assembly. Lineage: Eukaryota; Metazoa; Rotifera; Eurotatoria; Adinetida; Adinetidae.